UCUUUCUGUARAAAACAAAAACGAGUCUCUGAUUUCCUCUGUUCAUUGCAGAAGGGGAAAGGGGUACACUCAAACUACGAUGGCGCAUUUCGUCUUCCACUGUAUUUACAGCGGACCCAAUUCCUGAAAAGGCCCAAUCUAUUCUCUGAAUCCUAGCCAGUCCUCCCCUUCCCCCAACCGUAUUCUCCGUUUCAUUCUGGUACCGGAAGUCUUUCACUUCUAGAGGGUUGAAGCGCUCUCAUUGUUCGUCUGGAAUCAAAAUCCUCAUCUCGGUCUCGGUUUUAGGGUUUGUCGUUUUCGUCAAUUAGGGUUAGCGUUAGGGUUUGGUUCUUGCUGGGAGGCGGUUUCGAGUGUUAGGUUCUACGAUGUACGCUGAUCGAAUAGCGGCUGGAAGCAAGAGGUCGGUGAAGGAACGACUUAACGGGAAUAUAGGAGAUGAUUUUGGCCGAAGUAGGCAAGUUAACGGCAAAAGGCAGCGGCCAAAUGAUGACAAGUGGGAACACGAUCUUUAUGAGGAUGAUGGACCACAACUAUCAAAUAACAAAGUUGAUAGUCGAGACCUCAGAUUGAAGCUCCAAAAGAAGGGUAUCCAGCAAGAAUACCAAAGUGGAAAGAGUACUGUUGCAGGUGUCCGGGAUCUACGUGAAAAACUAUCUGGUACAAUGCAUCUGCAACCAGCAAAUACUGAUCAGCCUAAGUCAAAACCACAAGCAGAGGCUACCAAGCCUGCUAGAAAAAAUGUUGCAGUUGAAGCGUGUCCACAAGAGACCAAAAAAGUUUCUAGUUCGACUGCUUCAAGGAAAAAGACUCAGCAAAAGGAUGAUAAAUCAGUGGAUGGCUUCCUACAAUCUCUGGGUCUAGAAAAAUAUUUGAUUAUUUUCCAGGCGGAGGAAAUUGACAUGACUGCUCUGGUUCACAUGACUGAUGAGGACCUUAAAGCCCUAGGGAUUCCUAUGGGUCCCAGAAAGAAGAUACUUUUGGCUUUGGAUUCCAGAGUCUGAAAUUGGGAGUCAUCUAGGUUUGCUUGCUUUAUCCUGGAGGCCGACACAACACUACCUUGCACAGUCGCAGGCUAAUGUUUUAACUGGUAUAAGCCUGUCAUGUAACCUCUUUGGUUUUAAAUUUUAAUUAUUCCAUUGUAUUGUAGAAGUGGCAUCGUUGGGAGAGUAGUAUUGACAUCAAACUAAAAGAGAUGAUUGCGACAAAGGAAGAACUUAUAUUAAUGGUUUUGUUAGUAUCCUUGUAUCUAAGUCGUUCAUCUCCCCUGCUAUCUUUAUCUUGUAUCCAAAUUAUCUUUCCUUUGUUAGUGUUCUUUUCCCUAGGGGGAGGGGGUGGAUUGAAGCAGAAUUUAAGAAUUCUUUUGUUUACCCUUCUGGCGAGAAAAGAAUUCUUCAUCUGGAAUCUGGAAAACGAAUCAUGUGUUUUUCUUUUUUUGGAGAACUUAUAAAUUUUUGCUUKCAUUCAA
Molecule: messenger RNA, 1465 nt
Organism: Nelumbo nucifera (sacred lotus)
Lineage: Eukaryota; Viridiplantae; Streptophyta; Magnoliopsida; Proteales; Nelumbonaceae
Product: Sterile alpha motif (SAM) domain-containing protein
Molecular function (GO): protein binding
Source: RefSeq, a predicted model, not a curated record